Molecule: messenger RNA, 1924 nt
Organism: Schistocerca serialis cubense
Lineage: Eukaryota; Metazoa; Arthropoda; Insecta; Orthoptera; Acrididae
Exons: 2
Coding region: 1395-1775 (126 amino acids)
Source: RefSeq, a predicted model, not a curated record
UCAGAUCCCUGUGCUUCUCAUUUCUUAGUGAGGUGUAUGAAAUUAACUGUGCAUAAUUCUUUCGUAAUUACUAUUUUGUAAUUAACUUUGAAGAUCCACAACUAUUUCUCCUCUCACCUAUUUCAGGCGUGAAUGAACGACUCACAGAUGCUGAAAUCGAAAGAGAACUGCUAAGAGUAAUAGAGGGCAGUGACGUUAGGGACUUCUCAGAUGAGGAAGACCUUGAUAUUACUACAAAUACAUACUUGUAUGUUCCUGAAGCCAAAAGUGAGAGUUCAUCAGACAUGAAUGAAACUGAAAAUAAUAACCUAAGCCCAAGCACUUCAACUAUGAGAAAAGGGGCUGCUGGAAAAUCAAAAGUAGAACCUAGACAAAUGUUUUGGAUAAAGAAGGAUCUACUAUUGAUCACACAGCUGAUGUCACCGAGGAGUGGUCAGUGCAUGACAGGGUACUAUGGACACCACUAAGAUAUUUUGAGCAGUAUUUUGGAAAUGACAUGUAACGUCUCAUUGCUGAGCAGACAGACAUAAAGGUGCCUCAGGAUAACCAGGUUCCGUUAAAUGCAACAGCUACAGAAAUUAAGAAACUCGUGGGUGCACACAUAAUAACAGGUUGUAUGAAACUACCAAGACUGAGAAUGUAUUAUCGCAGUAGAAUGAGGGACCCUGCAGUAACUACAGUUCCAAGGAAUCGUAUGUUCAAAUUGGGGAUAUACUUGCCUUUGUGAAUAAUCUGAGUGUUCCAGAUGAACUCAAGAGAAUUAACAAACUAUGGAAUGUGCAACCAGUCCUUGACAGUAUUAGGAGAAAAUGUCUCUCACUGCGAAUUUCUAGCCACCUUUCGAUAGAUGAACAAAUGAUUCCUUUCAUGGCAAACAUCUCUUAGACAGUAUGUCAAGAACAAGCUGAAUUCAGUCGGUCUGAAGAAUUUUGUGCUGACAACUUCUGAUGGGCUAGUACUUGACUUUUUCAUUUACCAAGGAGCAAGCACUUGGCUUUCUGGACAACCAAAGCCAGAUCUCGGUUUGGGAGGUUCUGUGGUGAAGAAGCUGGUGGAGAGUAGGUUUUCCAGUGAGCAUGUUGUGUAUUAUGACCGAUGUUUCCCAUCAAUUACACUAUUACAAUACCUGAUGGAAAGAAAAAUAUAUGCAGUAGGAACGAUUUUAGUCAGCCAUAUUCCAUCUGCUCUCAAACCGAAACUCACUGCAGACGAGGAAUUGAUGAAGAGAGGGAGAGGUUCCUUCGACAAGUUCGUCAGAGAAGAUGGAAAAAUUUCUAUUUUGAAAUGGAUCGAUAAUCGUUCUGUAACAAUAGCAUCUACAUUCUCUGGUGCUUCUCCUUCUAAUGUAGUGAAAAUAUGGGACAGAAAAGCAAAAGAGUGACUAUAACAAAUCAAUGGAAGGUGUGGAUCUUUGUGACAGAAUGACUUCCUACUACCGAAUCUCCAUAUGCAUGAAGAAGUGGCCUGUAAGAGUCUUCUUCCAUUUCAUUGACAUGGUAAUUGUGAACUUGUGCAUUCAUCACAAAAAGGAUCAGCAGGCACUAGGUGUAGGAAAGAUAUCAGUCAUGGAUUUACUAGAUUUCAAGAUUCACAAUGGUGAAUCACUGAGUUCGGCUGCAACUGUUGCAAGACAGGACAUUGACUCUUCAGAAUAUGAAUCUGAAUUUCAUGAAAUGGCUCCUACAAAAUGUGCAAAAAUAGUUCAAAUUCCAAACAGAGAUGUUAGGAGAAGUGAGAGCAAACAUUUACCUCUUCCCAAUUACAGACAAAAAUAAAUGGAUGAGAUGCUGUAGCAAGGGCUGCAAAGCUGAAACCAAGUUCAUAUACUCAAAAUGCCAAGUGUAUUUGUGUAUAACUAGUGACAGAAAAUAUUUCUUUGACUUCCAGAAUUUAAAUCGAGAAUAAUGUACUACCACAAUUUCAG